AUGGUUAAGAAAAUGCAAGCAGGCAUGGAUCCUAAAGACCCAAAAGCUAAAGAAGCUAUGGAACAUAUGCAGAAGAUGAAGCCACUGUACGAGAAGCAUGACUUUUGGGACACCCAACCUGUUCCUAAUCUUUCAGGAGCUUUUACUGAAGGAGAAAUUGAGAAAGGAGUUUUGGAAGAAGUCAAACAAGAGUCUUACUCUUUGCCACCAGGCUUUGAGUGGUACGAUAUUGACCUUGAGGAUGAAGAACAGCUCAAUGACGUUUAUGAACUCCUUAGAGACCAUUAUGUUGAAGAUUCUGACCACAUGUUUAGAUUUGACUACCAGAAAGAAUUUUUAAAAUGGGCACUUCUUCCUCCAAAACAAAAUUCAGAUUGGAUUCUCGGAGUCAGAGGCGGAAAGAAGAAUAAAUUGUUUGGUUUCAUUACAGGCAUCCCAGUAAAAUUGAGAAUCAAAGGAAAAAUGGUAAAGAUGGUAGAAAUCAAUUUCCUCUGCGUUCAUGCUAAACUCAGAGACAUGAGAGUUGCUCCAGUCUUGAUUAAAGAAAUUACAAGAAGAACCCACAUUAAAGACAUGUGGCAAGCUAUUUAUACAGCUGGAAAAGUAUUACCAAAGCCUUUCACCGAGUGUACUUAUUACCAUAGAAAUAUCAACACCAAGAAAUUAUUAGAAGUUGGUUUUGCUGGAGUCCCCCCAGGCAGAUCAAAAUCUGCUCACAUCAAGCUCUUAAGUCUUCCAAAGAAUGACAUCAUUGAGAAUGUUCGUCAAAUGGAAAGAAGGGAUGUGAAGCAAGUUCAAGCUUUGUUAGAUGAGUAUCUCAAGAAUUUCAGUCUUUCGUUCCAUUUCAACAAGGAAGAGGUCCUUCAUUUCAUGCUUCCUCGUGAUAAUGUGGUCUACUCAUAUGUUGUAGAGGAUCCAGAUACCAAGAGGAUCACUGAUUUUAUUUCUUACUACAGCUUACCAUCCACAUGUCUCAAGAGUGAGAAGCAUAAGGCAGUUUACGCUGCAUUCAGCUACUACAUGGUUCCAAAGAAGCACACUAUUAAGGAGUUAAUGAGACAGGCCUUGAUCCUGGCCAAGAGAGAUAAAUUUGAUGUUUUCAACGCUCUUGAUAUUAUGGACAAUAAGGAAGUAUUCGAAGACCUCCACUUCGGCCAAGGUAAUGGAAACCUCUACUACUACCUCUAUAACUGGUAUAUCAAUGAUGUCAGUACUGACAAGGUAGGAAUUGUUUUGGUCUAG
Moneuplotes crassus is the source of this 1242-nucleotide messenger RNA. The record is from the annotation of a GenBank genome assembly. Lineage: Eukaryota; Ciliophora; Spirotrichea; Euplotida; Euplotidae.